Messenger RNA from Entrophospora candida, 256 nucleotides. The record is from the annotation of a GenBank genome assembly. Lineage: Eukaryota; Fungi; Glomeromycota; Glomeromycetes; Entrophosporales; Entrophosporaceae.
AUGAAUCCUGAACAAAAUAUCAAUAUUUUUGAAGGUUCCAACAAUCCCAGCAAUGGAUAUUAUAUUGCUAGCAUUACAAGAAGGCUGGGUGGUUUUUACAAUAAUGAAUUAUCUGAAAAUUUUAAUGAUCCAGAAACAAUCAAUGAGGAUAAUGAAGAUGGUGAGGAUGAUGAAGGUGAAACUUCAAGUUUUAGUAAAAUUAGGAGCAGUAGAGAAAUCAGAAGCAACCGUGGAAGAAGAGAAGGAACUAGAGGUG